Mobula hypostoma (lesser devil ray) is the source of this 4339-nucleotide messenger RNA. RefSeq names its product mitochondrial transcription termination factor 3 (gene mterf3). The transcript is spliced from 8 exons. Gene Ontology annotation, cellular component: mitochondrion. Lineage: Eukaryota; Metazoa; Chordata; Chondrichthyes; Myliobatiformes; Myliobatidae. The record is from RefSeq and is a predicted model, not a curated record. Gene Ontology annotation, biological process: mitochondrial ribosome assembly; mitochondrial transcription; regulation of DNA-templated transcription. Gene Ontology annotation, molecular function: double-stranded DNA binding. Bases 160 to 1398 code for a protein of 412 amino acids.
GGAAGUGGAUUUCGGCUCUUCCCGAGUCUUCCCGGUCCCGAUCCCGAUCCGAUCCCGAUCCGAUCCCGGUCUAGGUCUCGCUAUCUCCCGCAGUGCGGCCGUCAAAGGUUCAUCGGUACCUUGUAAAUAUUGUAAAUUGAAUCUUAAUUUGAGUGAAAAAUGUCUUCAGUGCUUCGCUGCAUUUGCUGCAGGUGGUCUUCAAUGAGAAUCUCUGGUCUGGUUUUUUCUUCAAACAAAACGAUGAAGGUGAUUCCCGUAGCGUCAUACACCCUUCAGUCUCGGACUGGUGUACAUCCGCAUCGAUGUUCCCUCCUCCAAAGCCAGCGAAGGCUGAGAAAUCCAGGCUUCAGCUCUUCAGCACCAGAUUCACCACCAAGCAGAGAAGGUGAUGCUGUCCACUUCACACCGUUGCAAUAUACAGAUUAUGACCAUGAGACAACAGAACUGCCUCGUCUGGAUGAUGAGUUGCAACCUUUCGUAUUCAACGAUGUCCCAUCGCAGUCUCCAUUUCAAGAUCUGUCUGAAGAAGAAGCUUUUCGCAUCGAAGUUAGUCCACUCCUCCCUCCGACCUCUUUCACCCUCCGCGACUAUGUCGACCGGUCGGAGACUCUAACCAAGCUGGUGCUUCUGGGUGUAGAUCUGUCUAAACUAGAACGGCGACCAAAUGUGGCCAACAUGCUGUUGCGGCUAGAUUUUGACAGGGAUGUGAAAGAGCGACUUCUGUUCCUGAAAGAUGUGGGAGUUGAAAAGGAUUUUCUCGGAGCUUUCCUGACUCGAAAUCCCUUCGUUCUAACCGAGAACAUAGAGAAUCUGCAAAAGAGAGUACAAUAUCUGCAAUCUCAGAAAUUCAACAAAGAAGCCAUUUCACGGAUGCUGUCAGCAGCUCCUUACUUGUUGAAUUUCAGUGUGGAAAGACUGGACAAUAGGCUGGGAUUCUACCAGAAAGAACUGCAGCUAAGUAAACAAAAGACACGUGACCUGGUCACUCGACUCCCCAAAUUGUUAACUAACAGCUUGGAGCCAGUGAAGGAAAAUCUUAAAGUGUGUCGGAUUGAACUGGGCUUUCGUGAUAAUGAAAUCCAGCACAUGGUCACUCGUGUCCCAAAGCUCCUCCUUGCCAGCAAGAGCAAGCUGACCAGACUCUUUGAUUACUUGCACAACACGAUGGGCAUUCCUCACCACCUGAUUACAAAAUUUCCUCAGGUUUUCAAUGCGAAGUUUCUGAGAGUGAAAGACAGACAUCUGUUUCUUGAACAUCUGGGUCGGGCCCAGUAUGACCCAUCUCAGCCUAACUACGUUUCACUGGAAAACCUGGCUGUACUGCCUGAUGACGUGUUCUGUGUGACAUUGGCAAAAGCUACAUUGCUAGACUUUGAGACUUUUCAAAAGAUGCUCUAAGUUCUUCUGUGUGAUUUCAAAAUACAUUGAUCUGCAUGAAAUUCAAGUUUCAUUGAAAGUUUUAUGGGCAAGUUUCAUUGCCAUUCAACCAUGUGUGAAUACAGCCAAGUGAAACAGUGUUACUUCAGGGCUAGGGUACAAAUCACAGAACACACACGUAUAAGUUAGCAGUAAGCAUAACAGACCCUCAAAUAUCUAUAUAAUUUACAUGUCCUGUAAAUUCAGAAUCAGAAUCCGGUUUUAUAUCACCGGCAUGUAAUGUGAAAUAUGUUAAUUUAGUAGCAGCAGUUCAAUGCAAUACAUAAUGUAGAAGAAGAAAAAACAAAAAAUUAAAUAAAUCUUAUUCAGUAUACUUUAUGCAGUAAAUAGAUUAAAAAUCAUGCAAAAAACAGAAAUACUAUAUAUAAAAAAUAUUAAUGGUACAUGGAUGUUAUUGGUAAGAGCAAGCAUUUCUCAACAGUCUGCAGACAAACACGUAUGCAGUCCACCGUCUCAUUCCACUUAGCAAACACAGGAGGGCAGCAUGGAUGGGGGUGAUGGUGGGGACAUGUGCGUUGCUCUGGAUUUCCAGCAUCUGCAGAAUCCCUUCUGUUUAUAAUUUCCCCUGUCACAUAUUUUCUCAUUCCUAACAACACAACUGACACGACUCUGGAGACCCUUCCUUCCGGUGACACAGUAGGAGCAAGUUACAGUGAUUGUUUAAGUUACCAAUUUACACGUCUUUGGGACGUGUGGAAAUCCAGGGGGUCACAGGAAGAACGUGCAGCCUCCACACAGACAGCACUAAGGCCCGGCUGCUGUGUGAGGCAGCGACUCCACAAUCUGCACCUGUACCUUCGCAAAAAAAUGCUGGUGAACGCAGCAGGCCAGGCAGCAUCUAUAGGAAGAGGUACAGGCGACGUUCAGAUUUCCUCGUGUUUGUGUCUGUACCUUCAACCUGUAUAAACAAGUUCAAGUCUAUUUCCAUUGGACUUUACAAAUAUAUAACCAAACGAAACAGCGUCCCUCUUCACCAUAGUGCACUCCUAAUGCAUAUAUAACACACUGUGGAACAAAAAAUUAUCAUAAAUAAGUUAAUAAAAUUUAAUUUAAAAGGCAUGUAAUGCUCAGUACAGGUAAACACUAAACAGCUCGCUGUCCUAGUGAUGAGACCUCGGUGGUGACAGGGUAUUCAUUAGUCUCACCGCCUGAGCCAAGAAGCCGUUCCCCAGUCUGGCAGUCCCAGUCCUAAUGCUCCUGCACCUCCUUCCAGACAGUAGUGGGACAGAGAGACUGUGGAAUGGGUGGUAGGGAUCCUCAAUAAUACUUCAGGCCCUUCGUCUACAACAUGUCACAGCUAGAGGGGCAGAGAGACCCCGGUGAUCCUCUCGGCAGUUUUUACUAUCUACUUCCAGAUUUGUAGUGUGCCCGGCCAUAAUGUCAGAUGUGUUUGAUAAUACUUUGGGAAGGAAAAAGUAAAUAUAAUUUUCAUCUGAAAACUCUGCUAGGAUUAUAGAUUUUUACUGCAGGUUACUACAUUGUGGAACCAAUAUACUCAGUGAAAUCAAUUAAACUUUCCUACAAUUAAUUAUUAAACACUUUCCACAUUUUUGCCAGUUUUAGAAAGAUCUUAUUGCUGAACAAGAGAUGAAUGCACCACAAUAUACAUAUUCAGUAAGACAUAGGAACAUUCUCUCUCUCUCUCUCUCUCUCUCUCUCUUUUUCUUUCUCUCUCUCUCUCUCCUCCCCCCCCCUUGCUCUCACUGUUUCUGGGACAAAUUAUACACUUCCCAAUCCCUGUUGAUGGGAGACAGGACAACAGAGAAUGUCUGGGGUGGGUGGGGUCUUUGAUUCAGCCGGCUGCUUUACUGAGUCGGGAAGUUCUGUUGUUUUGUUUUGUCUGCACGUUCAGUUUUUUCUUCAGCUUUUCUGACUUUCAAGUUUAGUGUACAGUCAGACGAUACACCUACAACCAAACAAAACAGCGUUCCUCUGGACCACGGUGCACCCACAAAACAUACCAUGCACAGUACAUAAAGCAAAAUAUUACUACAAACAAGUUAAUAAACUAUAAUUCAAAAUGCAUGUGAAACAGUGAAGAUCUCGCUGUCCUAGUGACGAGACCUCACUGGUGGCAGGGUAUUCAUUAGUUUUACAGCCUGAGGGAAGAAGCUGUUACCCAGUCUGACAGUCCCAAUCCCAAUGCCCCUGUACCUCCUUCCUGAUGGUCGUGGGUCAGAGAGAUUAUGGGAUGGGUGGUAAGGAUCCUCAAAAAUGCUUUGGGCUCUUCAUUUGCAAUGCACCCAGUAAAUGUCACAAAUAGGGGGAGGGGAGAGAGACCCCAGUGAUCCCAUCACCAGCUUUCACUAUCGAAUAUGAUAUGAAUGUGUUUUUCUGGUUAAUGUCUGUGUUUUGAGAUCAGAGGUUUUAUUUUAUUAAUAAAUUACUUUUGAAAUGUUUCACUUUCAAUUUAUUAUCAUCACUCUCACCCUCCACUGCUCCUGAUUGCUCAGAGUGUUUCUCCAAUAUCAGUUUUAAACUUUACAGCAGCAGUACAAUGUAAUACAUAAUAAAUAUAGAGAAAACAAGCUAAGUUACAGUGAGUAUAUAUAUAAAAUAACACUAUUCUUUGCAUUUCAGGUCAGAUGCUAAAUGCAUUUCAUUGGCUUUGUAUCUGUACUCGGCACAGUGACAAUAAAGCUGAAUCUAAUCUAAAUAGUUUAAUAAGUAGUGCAAAAACAGAACUGAGGAAGUAGUGAGGUGGUGUCCAUGGGUUCAAUGUCCAUUCAGACAUUGGAUGGCAGAGGGGAAGAAGCUGUUCCUGAAUCAUUGAGUGUGUGCCUUCAGAAUUCUGUAUCUCCUCCCUAAUGGUAACAUGAGAAGGGGGCAUGCCCUAUAAAUUGAUCAUGGGCGGUGACUUUAACUGUUGUCUCAAUCCUUCGAUUGAUAGGUCAUCAACCAA